CUCAACACUUUUUCUUUUCUUAUUAUCGUCACCCUGACACACGAGCCAUGCACAGUAACUUUACUGCACGUGUUCCUAUGUCACCACACACAGCAUUGCCUAUUUAUCAGCCAUUUUCCUCACUCUUCUUUGUACUCAGAAGCUGUGCCUCAUUUUCCUCAUUUUUUUUUCACUUGGAGCUUUUUCAUCCGCCUACUUUCUUGUGUCUUUCAAGCUUUAAGAAUCAAGCACCCCACAAGGGUGGAUUGAAGGGAAAGAGAAACAAAAGGUUGAGAUGAAUUAUGUUUGAGGGUGAAAAGGGGGAAGUUUGUGAAAGAAAAGGGAGGAAAUUUUCAUCUAGUGAAGGUUGAUUGAAAGGUGUUCUGUAAUGGAAGGAGGGACAAGGCAGGACUCAGUUCCUCUUCAUGGUUCCAUUGAUAAGUCUAGGAUUCUGGAUGUUAAACCUCUGAAGAGUUUGAUUCCUAUUUUCUCUAUGUCUUCUCAAGCUCCACCUCCUGGCCAGUAUCCUACUGGGUUUUCACCAUUUUCCCCCUUUGGUGCACCUCAGCAAACUCCAACUGAGGUGACACCAAAUGGUGCUUCCAUACCUACUCCAAUAAGGGUAUAUAGCAUUCCACCAGGGGCAGGAGACUCCAGUUCAACAAUGGAGGGGUUCAGUGGUCAACGUACUUCUGGGAAGAAAAAACGUGGAUCACCAAAGUCGAGCAGCGCCAAAUCAUCCUUAGAUAAGCCUAAGAAAACUCAAGAGCCCCCUGUUGAUUUAGGUGUUUUAGUUGGUAUUACCCCUGCUCAAAAAGAAGAUGGUAGCCGUGAAGUGGUUAAUUUUGUGCUCAUGGCGUUUGAUGCUCUUAGAAGAAGGCUCUGCCAACUUGAAGGGGCCAAAGAAUUGAGCUUGGGUCCGAUCAAGCGUGCAGAUUUGAAAGCCUGCAAUACUUUGAUGACCAAAGGAAUCCGGACAAACACGAGGAAGAGAAUAGGAUCAGUUCCUGGGGUUGAGAUUGGUGACAUUUUCUUUUUCAGAGCCGAAAUGUGUGUUGUGGGUUUGCAUGCUCACUUCAUGGGUGGAAUUGAUGCCUUGCAUAUUAGGGGUGAGUUUGAGGAGGAAACUUUGGCUGUGAGCAUUGUUUCAUCAGGAGAAUAUGAUGAUGAUGCUGAGGAUAUUGAUGUUAUAACGUAUACUGGUCAGGGAGGGAACUUCUUCAAGAAAGAUAAGCACGCCAUUGACCAGAAGCUUAAAAGGGGUAAUCUUGCUAUGGAUAGGAGUUCGCGACAACUCAAUGAAAUAAGAGUCAUCCGGGGGAUUAGGGAUGAUGUGAAUCCAAAUUUAAAAGUCUAUGUCUAUGAUGGUUUGUAUAAAAUUCAGGAUUCAUGGAUUGGAAAAGCAAAAGGUGGUGGUGAUGUAUUUAAGUAUAAGUUGGUUAGAAUGCCUGGACAACCUAGUGCCUAUUCUGUUUGGAAAUCAGUUCAGAAGUGGAAAUCUGGCACUUCAAGGAUUGGACUUAUUCUUGCAGACAUUUCCAAUGGAGCUGAGAAUAUUCCUGUAUCACUUGUCAAUGAAGUUGAUAAUGUGAAGGCGCCUACUUAUUUCAAUUAUUUCCAUUCUCUUAGACACCCUAAAUCAUUCAGUUUGAUGCAGCCUUCAAAUGGGUGCACCUGUACUAAAUCAUGUGUCCCUGGUGAUUCGAACUGCUCUUGCAUUAGGAGAAAUGAAGGUGAUUUCCCUUAUAUUGGAAAUGGUGUUCUGGUGAGCCGGAUGCAAUUGGUUCAUGAAUGUGGCCCUACAUGUCAGUGUUUUCCUAACUGCAAAAAUAGAGUAUCCCAAACCGGUUUAAAGCACCCCAUGGAAGUGUUCAAAACGAAGGAUAGAGGGUGGGGUCUUCGGUCUCUGGAUCCUAUUCGCUCUGGUACCUUCAUUUGUGAAUAUGCAGGAGAAGUUGUUGAUAGGGCCAAAGUAAGUCAGCUUGUGAGGGAAGGAAAUGAGUAUGUUUUUGAUACAACCCAGAUUUAUGGUCAAUUCAAGUGGAAUUAUGAGCCUAGGCUUUUGGAAGAAGUCAAUCCCAAUGAAUCUAGUGAGCAUUAUGCCAUGCCGUAUCCUUUGACCAUAAGUGCCAAGAAUUUUGGGAAUGUGGCUAGAUUCAUGAAUCAUAGUUGCUCCCCAAAUGUUUUUUGGCAGCCUGUGGUAUAUGAAGAAAACAACCAAUCGUACGUCCAUGUUGCCUUCUUUGCUCUCAGACACAUUCCACCAAUGACAGAGUUAACGUAUGACUAUGGAGUUGCUCGAUCUGAUCAUGCUGAGGGUAUCCGUGCAGUCAAAGGGAGAAAGAAAUGCUUAUGCAGAUCAUCGAAAUGCCGAGGUUCUUAUGGUUAAAGUCGCUCAAGAACAGUAUGGUAACAGAGGAUGAUUUUAUGUUGGGAGCCACUUUAGGAGUUCGAGUUUAGUGGAUGUAUGGUUCUAAAUCAAGUGUAAGUGUGUUUGACUAUAAAAAACGUGACUCUCUGGACCUAGCCUUAUUUUGGAUCCAAUAAUAUCAUAAAUUAUCGGUUACGUGUAAUGUUAAAGUUGGAAAUGGCCAUGAUGCACCAGAGAAGUAUAUAACUAGCUAUGAAUUCACUUGUUUAUCCCUGCCUUUUUCCUAUGGAUAUGGGUAUGUUUUGCUGUUAGUUAUGUAUAAGAAGAUUAGAAUUUUCUUCUACAUUUUUUAUUGUAGAAGUAAUGGCAUGGAUCAUAUCCUAUGCUAAUUGCAUUUGUAUGAAUUCAUCUUCCUCUUGUUAUGUUAUUUAUUAAUUAUUAGGGAUACCUUGAUAUGUGCAAUUGAUUGUUGAAUAAAUAAUUGUUUAACCAUCUAGAGCAUAUUCAUUUUAGCCCAUGAUAGUUUUAACUUAUUUUAGAUAAAUAAUUGUUUCUUACCAGUUUUUGGAUAAGCCAUAUAGAAUGUCUAACAAUAUGCAAAUCCAAUACUUGAUAUCACUCUUUAACUUGGAGGAAACAAUGAUCUUUGAAUUUGGUUCUUUAGUAUAUGCUGGCAUAGGUUCUAUGCAAAUAGUUUGCAUAUUGGAAUUCAAUGUAAUGACAGUUACCUCUAACUUGUCAUUGGUUACUGCAUCAUAGUUUUUGGGGCUUGGUUCCUCUAAUAUGAGAUCAGCUUCUAAGCAUGUCUAAGUGUAUCAUCAAUCACAUUUGUUCAUUAUCUCACUACUGCAUUUCGAAUAAAGCCAUUGUGUUUAUAAAUUGUUUCUCAUUGCAUUAUGUAACUUCAAACUUUGAAAAAUAGAAGAAGCAAUUAUAUCCUAUAAAACAAUCACAACCAAACGUAUGCUUGUCAAAUUCAUUUUUGUCUCACUUAACCCUGGUGGAGGGAGUUUUUUUUGGUCAAGAGAGAGUGCUAAUUUCUCAACCUUUGAGAGAGAGAAAGAGAGCACAAUAAUUGGUUGGCAUAUUUACUGAGCAGUUUCGGUAGAACUAUGAUUCCUACUUCGUUUGGAUGAGACUGAAAAUUGGACAACAGGUUCGCGUCAUAUUGUUCUUUGUUUGGACUGUUGGGAUUGUUGAUUGGAUGCCGUGGUUGGAGAAAUCAAUUCUGCAUUGUUGUUCUGUUUUAAGUUUCUUUUUCUUUGUUCUUCAUCUGGGAAAGCAUUACUGCUGUGAUGUAUAAUUGACUGAUGGUAAGCACCUGAUUGCCGUGAACCUCCUGUCCAAUUCUCAGCCUUAUCCAAUGAUAAAUAAAGUGGGAAUCAUGAUUGCACCAAAUUUGCUUGGUAAAUAAGUGAACCAGUUUUUGUACUUUUUUUUUUCCAAAUGGUGCAAAAUUAAGACUCUAUUAACCCAGAAGACUCCUCUCCACUUGGGUUAAGUAGCACAACUUGUUAAGUUUAGACUUUUUAGAUACAGAGAUAGGAGCUCAACCCAACAAUACCAUCUAAAAACCUGCCUUAGGGAGCAGUAAAGGCUAAUAGUUUUCUUAUUUAGAACUCAUGAAUAUGACGUGUGUGUUGAAAAUUCAAGUACGAGUCUAAAUCCUGCAUUGGAUAAAAAUGAGAAAGUAGAGCACUGUAUAAAGAUGAAAAACCCAUAAAUCCAUUGUCUUAAGGUUUUAGAUAAAGAGUGGAGUUGAUUCCUUAUAUGGUUGGGCUCAGAUGUCAUUGGUGUUUGUAUCUCUUCGAUGAACUUCCUUCUCGAUAGAUUCAACCGUGUGAAGGACUAUGCUUGAACACAUCAAUUGCUCUCACUCAUGUUUUGAGUAUUUUGUUUUUGUCCUACCACUAGUUUUUUCAAGUUCACUAUGUUAGAGAUUGAUCUCCCUUGAAUCUUUGAUUAUACGUUAUUUAACAUAGAUAGUCUGCUUAACCUGUAAGUGCAGGGUGUCUAAUAACCAUGUUAUCUCAUCAUGUCAUACUUUGCAGGGUAUUGAGUAGGUUGAAAUUAAUAAGGUUUUGUGUGUUUGAGUUAGAUUGAGAAGGUUUUGUAUACAACCAAUUUAUUUUGUGGUUC
Molecule: messenger RNA, 4489 nt
Organism: Vigna radiata var. radiata (mung bean)
Lineage: Eukaryota; Viridiplantae; Streptophyta; Magnoliopsida; Fabales; Fabaceae
Product: histone-lysine N-methyltransferase, H3 lysine-9 specific SUVH1
Exons: 3
Coding region: 368-2368 (666 amino acids)
Cellular component (GO): nucleus
Molecular function (GO): histone methyltransferase activity; zinc ion binding; protein binding
Source: RefSeq, a predicted model, not a curated record